Molecule: messenger RNA, 1143 nt
Organism: Pollicipes pollicipes
Lineage: Eukaryota; Metazoa; Arthropoda; Thecostraca; Pollicipedomorpha; Pollicipedidae
Product: phospholipase DDHD1
Exons: 8
Coding region: 1-1143 (380 amino acids)
Cellular component (GO): cytoplasm
Molecular function (GO): glycerophospholipase activity
Source: RefSeq, a predicted model, not a curated record
AUGGACGAGGACGAGGACAAGGGCAAGUCCAAGGAUAUGGACGAGAACCAGGAUAUGGAGGAAAUGCCGUACCCUGGCCCGGUGCACGGCCAGAUGCCGUAUCCCGGCCCGGUGCACGGCCAGAUGGCGUUCCCCGGCGCCGCCCACCACCAGAUGGCGUUUUGCGGCGCGAUGCCGGCGCAGAUGCCAUACGGUGGCCCGGCGGCUGGCGAGCCGGCGGCGCACCACAGCGAUGUCCCACAGCAGCCAAGCCACGGCAGUCCGUCGCGCAUCCGGCUGCAGAUGCACGGCUCGGCCGGCGUGGCGCACGUCGCCAACGGCGUGGACGGCGUGGCCGGAGCGGCAUCGGACCGCGUGCUGAGCCGGCUGGGCCGCUCGCUCUACUGGUCGGACGAACAGUUCGCCGUGACGCGCGGCGCCUGGUUCUACGACGGCUCGUGGGAGCCGCUGGACGAGGCGGUGGCCGCCAUCCACCACGUGGAGUUCGACAAGUUCGUGGUGGUGUGGUACAGCAACGGCGACGUGGCCGUGCACAGCGGCCGCGUGCUCUCCAAGGUGAUGCGGGGCCUGUACCAGAAGCUCGGCUUCGAGGGCGCUGGCGAGCCGCUGCGUCGGUCGUAUCCGGUGCCGGCCGUCUGGGAGGACCGGCUGCCCGACAUCACCCACCUCAUCUUCGUGGUGCACGGCAUCGGUCAGAAGAUGGACUCCAGCUCCAUCAUCAAGAACACGGCCAGCAUGCGCUCCAUCGGGCAGCCUCUGCGCGACAAGCACUUUGGGCCGGCGGCGGGCCGCGCCGAGUUCAUCCCGGUGGAGUGGCGCUCGUCGCUGCGACUCGACGCCGGCAUGAUCGACGCCGUGACGCCGCACCAGAUGCUCGGCCUGCGCCAGAUGCUCAACGACUCGUUCAUGGACAUCAUGUACUACACGUCGCCGCUGUACCGCGACGAGCUGAUCGCCGGGCUGCGGCGCGCGCUCAACACCGUGUACGCCAACUUCAGCCGGCACUACCCGCGCUUCGAGGCGCGCGGCGGCCGCGUCUCGGUGGUGGCGCACUCGCUCGGCUGCGUCAUCCUUCACGACCUGGUCACCGGCUGGCGCGGCCGCGGCGUCCGCUCCACCCGCUCUGAAGUCCCGAGCGGCUAG